Molecule: messenger RNA, 672 nt
Organism: Micromonas pusilla CCMP1545
Lineage: Eukaryota; Viridiplantae; Chlorophyta; Mamiellophyceae; Mamiellales; Mamiellaceae
Exons: 2
Coding region: 1-672 (223 amino acids)
Source: RefSeq, a predicted model, not a curated record
AUGUACAAGAAGAACAGCAUCCUCGAUCGCAAGAUCACGGCGCCGUCCAUGAGGAACCGCGCCAACGCGGACGCCGAGUGGGAGGCUCAACAGCGAGCGGACGCGAUCAAAUUCGCGCGCAUCCGCGCGAACGCCGCGCGCGCGGGCGCGUCCGCGGAGUUCGACUGGCGCGACCCGGACCACAUGCAGAGCACGACGUACGACAAGACGCACCGCCUGCAGACCGUCGUCAGCGAUAAAGGGCUCGUGACGAUCCCGUGCGCGAACGUGGACAUUCCCAGCGGCGUGCGGAAGAUUCCGGCGCCGUGGGAGCGCGCGGAGAAUUACGUCGAGAGCGAGCUCCUGAGCGAGGUGCCCACGUCGCCGAUGUCGCCGACGUCGCACGGCGCGUUCUCGCCGUCCAGCGCGAGAGAUUCGCACGGGUCGCCGAAGCCGCUGUACCGCGAUCACGCGCGGAUGGUCGCGGAGGACGACCCGAGCGAUCAUCACACGGAGCUCAGGCGCGUUCUAUUCUACACACUCUGCUGGCGGUGCGACCCGCCGAGGCUGCUGUCUGGCGAGUACGACCCGAUUCGGCACGAGUGGACGUCGCCGCCGAAGGACGCGGAGUGUCUGGAUCGCGAGGCGCUGCCGCACGGGCACCGGAGCUUGCACAACCACUACCGGCCGUGA